Molecule: messenger RNA, 1185 nt
Organism: Alternaria triticimaculans
Lineage: Eukaryota; Fungi; Ascomycota; Dothideomycetes; Pleosporales; Pleosporaceae
Exons: 3
Coding region: 1-1185 (394 amino acids)
Molecular function (GO): S-adenosylmethionine-dependent methyltransferase activity
Source: RefSeq, a predicted model, not a curated record
AUGCUUACACACGCUACAGAUAGGAAGUCACACUACUCCACUAUUUCUCGCGCUUCAUCCAACCCAUCUAGCGUCACACACUCAAACCACAGUGUCUUUUCGGGCGCUUCGGGGUACGAGACUGCUCUCUCGGACGAUGCUUUUGAAGACCCUCGCCCUUCUAAACCUUCAUUCAGGCCUCCGCCGGUUUCCCAAUCACCUUAUUUCGAGCCGGUCGAGCGCGGUUCGCGAACUGGCAGUACACAUAGCAGUGAACGCGUCCAAAGUGUCAAAGCAGCUCAAACACCGUUCACACGGGCACUGGCGAAGAUGGAGAAUGCUGGUACUCGCAUCAUGUCUGCUCGAUUAAGCGAAGAGUGGGACGGCUUGGAUGAUGACGAGAGCUUCCAAGAGAUUAUGUUCGAGCAACGGCUAUGGGCACUAACUGCCUAUCAACGAUUGACGCAGAACAAACCCCUGCAGUCACCUGCGCAUGAGUUACUGAGUAAUAGUCAACCAGCAGAUCAGAGGAGGGUACUCCAAAUACAUGGUUCUCUAGUAUAUACGCUCUCUACCACCAAGACUCAGCCAGCUACCACGUACCCUGCGCCUCUCAACCAUCAUACACUAUACAUUCCUUCACUUGCAUCCCCAACGCCAUUUCCCGAUAACUACUUCGACGCCGUUAUCUCGCGUUCCGUCGCGACAGUUCUUCGAAACGACGACUGGGCUCGAUCAUUCUUCGACUGCAUGCGUGUGCUCAAGCCCGGUGGACAAAUCGAAAUACUCUCAGUGGAUGCACACAUGAGCUGCGAAGGGCCCAAGCUAUCAUCAUGGGUUGAUGAGCAUCUUUCCUGUCGGCUGGAAGCUCACGGCGUGAGCAAGCAGGCUUCAGACACUGUCCUCGACACAAUGGAGAUUGUAGGCUUCGAUAACAUUCGUCGCGCUCGCAUCGCGCUUCCAGCGCAUCCACCCAAGGUGGCACCUAAAGUGGCGCCAUCUGCAUCACAUACUUUUGGUGCUGCGAUCCCGGCUCCCACACCUCAAGAUACUCUGGAUACGACGAAGAUGAUGGCUUUCCUCGGCCGCCAUUUCUAUCAGGAUCUUUACAGCAGGUUCAUAGACGUCAGACAGGGAGAUGAGUGGUUCUGGUCGGAUAAGGAGAUUCGGGCGGAGUGUGAUCUCUACAAGACAAAGACGGCUUAG